Molecule: messenger RNA, 638 nt
Organism: Arachis duranensis
Lineage: Eukaryota; Viridiplantae; Streptophyta; Magnoliopsida; Fabales; Fabaceae
Product: 15.7 kDa heat shock protein, peroxisomal
Exons: 3
Coding region: 1-483 (160 amino acids)
Biological process (GO): protein complex oligomerization; response to hydrogen peroxide; protein folding
Source: RefSeq, a predicted model, not a curated record
AUGUCUGAAAGGGGGGAGAGAGACUGGACAACAAAUUUAUUAUAUAUAUAUAAUGGUAUAUUCGGAUACCCUUUUAGACGAUUCUUCUUGGGUCAUCCUCCUAUUUUCAGAGAAUGGUCUGGUUCAACUGCACUCUUGGAUUGGCUUGAAUCCCCCACUUCCCACAUCUUUAAACUCAAUGUUCCAGGAUUCAGCAAGGAUGAGAUAAAGGUGCAAGUUGAGGAGGGAAAUGUUCUUCACAUCAAAGGUGAAGGUGGGAAAGAGGAGAAUCAAGCAAAAGAGAAAGACACUGUCUGGCAUGUUGCUGAGAGAGGGACAACUGGAAAAAGUGAUUUCUCAAGGGCAAUUGAGUUACCAGAGAAUGUGAAGAUUGAUCAAAUUAAGGCACAUGUUGAGAAUGGUGUGCUCACUGUUGUUGUGCCUAAAGAUGCAUCACCUAAAUCCCCUAAAGUUCGUAACAUUAACAUUACUAGCAAGCUCUGAAGUCUAAGAUCAUUUUGGAAAAAAAUUGUUAAGGUCAAUAAUAAGAAUUCAAAGAACAAAAGAUGAAAAGAAGAAAAAAGAUGUAUCCUGUGAUGUAAAAUGUUUGAUGUAAGAAAAAACGAUUGCGUGGUUAAUUAAAGAGUUUCUUUAUCUUA